UUUAUACAGUUUAGGUGGCAAGACUAAAAAAGGUCAACAAAUUCCUCUACAUCAUCUGGUUUGGUUCCUGCGUCCCUUUGAAUUUUGAAUUGCAAUUUUUCCUCCCUUCGACUGGUAAAAAUUUUCAAAAUUUUCUGUUUAACUCAAGUUUGUAUUAUUGGUCGUGGUGAUGAGUGCUUUGGUGUUUGGAGUCGGGGUCGGGCUGUUUUUGCUGAUCGCUCUGUGGGUGACCGCCUUUCUACUCUGCAUCGUCUCUCUGCGGGCUCAGAAGAACGUCGGCUUCGUCGCUUUUCUCUCGGCCGUUCUCUUCACCACUGUGCUGCUUCUCUUGCCCAUCGACUCGCCCUCUGAGACCAAAGAAGCUGCCCCGACGUCGACACUCAAGGUCUACGAUCGUUUUUUCAUCUGGCGCAUUUUGCUGGCCGUCUUUCUGCUGCUGGUGGUCGUCGGUGGCUGCGUCAACUUUGUCUACUCGCACCUGAUGGAGCCCCAGCUGGCCAAGCCGCUUGAAAGGCACGCCAGAGUCGAGUGAAUUGAGGAAAAAAUAACUCCUUUGGCAAAAAUGCUCUCUAUCGUAGCCUGCAGGGCCUUUUCAACUACAGCCCGCCGCCUCAGAAAGAUCUUCACUGUCAGUGAUAGUGAAACUUUUAUGGACAAAGUCCUGAAUAAUGAUGUGCCUGUGAUCGUCAACUUCCACGCAGAAUGGUGUGAUCCAUGCAAGUUGCUGACACCCAAGCUGGAGGAAUUGGUGCUGCCCCUGCCUGGCAUCGACCUGGCCGUUGUUGACGUCGAGGCUUGUCCGGAACUUGUGCACGCCUUUGAGGUGAAAGCAGUGCCAGCUGUGAUUGCCGUGAGGUCGGGACUAGUGGUGGACAAAUUCAUAGGUCUCGUCGAUGCGAAAAACAUCGAGGACUUUAUUAUGAAACUUUCCAAGCAAUCUCAGCCUCCGCAAAGCUAAUUUUGUAAUAGAUUCUUUAAGAAAACGUCUAGUUAAAUGCAACCCUACUGUGAGUUAAAGGUUGUAAAAAUAAGAAGCCAUGAGAUCAAGAUAAAAUUUUCCUCUUUAGCAUGGUUCACUAAAAAAUAAAUAAAUAAAUGCAAAUAAUAAUGUAAUAGCACAAACUCCCUGUGCCUUAAUGUAGCAAAUUUAACGCAAUAUUAGUGCAAAAAUGUUUUAUUAAAUGGAGGAUUUGUUUUAUGUUAACUUUUGAAAGUCCUGUAAUGCUGAGUAUAAAAACGCACAAUAAAAUUCAAUAAUAUUGUUGACUGAAGAGGGAAAUACUUUAUUAAAAAGAAAAUAAUAUAAACCUUUGAAGAAAUUGGAGGAUGCUUAGUUAGGAGAUAAAUUUUUGUAAGAAAGUUAAUUCAUAUUUAAUUAAAAAAUAGCAAACACUGAUUUCUUGAAGAACAAUUUUAAAAGUUUUUGGCAAAUAUUUUAUCCUGUUAAUUUUUAAGGAAUUUUAGUAGCAAACAUUGUGUUGUACUAUAAAAUAAUUUGCCUAUAAGUCUGGGUUUGGGGCAGAUUUAAUAAAUUUUACAAAUUUUAAU
This is a messenger RNA of Neocloeon triangulifer, 1548 nucleotides long. RefSeq names its product thioredoxin, mitochondrial. The transcript is spliced from 4 exons. Gene Ontology annotation, cellular component: cytoplasm. NCBI's taxonomy places the organism in Eukaryota, Metazoa, Arthropoda, Insecta, Ephemeroptera, Baetidae. Gene Ontology annotation, molecular function: oxidoreductase activity, acting on a sulfur group of donors, disulfide as acceptor. The record is from RefSeq and is a predicted model, not a curated record. The coding region runs from base 563 to 958 and encodes 131 amino acids.